CCUUAAUAUUAAGGUAUGUAAUCAGAGCCCCACCUCAUCCGCAAACUGACCCUGUUCUCGAAACGUUGAUGUUAUCUAAUCUCUUAGCAUAAGCUAGAAAAUAGAUUCACACCAACAUGGAGAUGACCCUUUCUCUUUCUUCUUCUUCAUCAUCACUAGUCCCGAGGCUUUCUUCCUCUUCCACCUUGUCCUUCUUGGCUACCAACUCUAACUCUACCUCACCCCUCUUGAAGAAAGCUACAAUCAAAACCAGAAGAGCGAAGGGUCUCACCUGCAAUGCAUUGUUCGGACUGGGAAUGCCCGAACUCGUCGUUAUUGCUGGAGUUGCUGCUCUUGUGUUCGGACCCAAGAAGUUGCCCGAAGUGGGUCGCAAUAUCGGCAAAACCAUUAAGAACUUCCAACAGGCAGCAAAGGAGUUUGAGUCUGAGCUUAAAAAGGAACCUGAUUACACGGAAGAGACCCCCAAACCAACUGCUGUGAGUGAAAAGGAGGAGCAAGACAUUAAGGUGUCUAGUACUAAAGAUAGUAUAUGAGAUGCACAAGACAUGCUAAGUAGGCACAUAUUUUGGCAAAAUUUUACCAUGGCAUUGUUAUGCAUUUAAAAGAAGAUCUGUUAGUUUAAUAAUUUUGCCUUUCGGAAGUAGAAUCACAUUGUGUUGUGUGUUGUAUAAAAAUUCUCCCAGUUCCUUUCUAUCUGACUAUCACUCGGCAACAAUCAUAGGGAUAGCUGCACACAAGCGCAUGCAAAUGCUAAGAAUAUUAGUUGGCAUUCGCUUUGAUUAAGGAACCUUCUUUUUUUUGGGUGUUACAAGGCACAGGAAGUUAGGAAAUAGUUAAGAAACUUUCCCAAAAGCAAUUCGCUGG
This is a messenger RNA of Gastrolobium bilobum, 864 nucleotides long. RefSeq names its product sec-independent protein translocase protein TATA, chloroplastic-like. The record is from RefSeq and is a predicted model, not a curated record. The coding region runs from base 117 to 533 and encodes 138 amino acids. NCBI's taxonomy places the organism in Eukaryota, Viridiplantae, Streptophyta, Magnoliopsida, Fabales, Fabaceae. The transcript is spliced from 2 exons. Gene Ontology annotation, biological process: protein transport by the Tat complex. Gene Ontology annotation, cellular component: membrane.